AUGCUUCCCCAAAACAUCAUCGUCGGAAUAUUUGCCAUUCUAUUGGCUCAGGGAAAGAUUACCAGUGCCAUACCACUUGAACACUCCCAAACAAGGGAGGAGCGCGUUGACGGAGACACAGAACGCUCCAUACUCAGUGCUCAAGAGCACGCUACCGACUCAUUGAUUACUGUAGCAAACGACAAGACUUCAACCGGUAUCGCAACUAGCACAGAAAAAGGACUCAUCGCCAUCCGUGUCCCAGUACCAGAUGGGGUCAAUGCAAUUAUCGAAGGGCGUGCAUUCGUUAGCAGCGGUGAAUUUGGCGUGUGGAUUAAAGAUUGGGCCGAAACUAUAGGUGCUACCGGAUUUCUCUUCGUUGGCAUGCCAGCUGGUUUAGUAGGAGUGGUUUAUAGGAACAUACCCCAGGUAUAUUUAACAUGUCUUCUACAUGAUGUUACACACUAACUUGGCGUUCUUAGAACAGAAGAGAUGCAGCUUUGGCAUGGAUGAUCUGGAUGGCUAGAUGUGUCAGAGAUGGUGUUUGCCUACGAAAUGAAGCCGGUGAAAUUGAAGGUGGCCCAAGUCGCCAUGAUGUGGAACUUGGCCAUAUUGCAGAAAGGCGACUUCAUGAUUUUGCAGUUACGGCGACAGAUGCGGCUACAGAUGGUCUGGGUGUGCCUCCAAUUCCGGAAAAUGCUGUAGCACCCGAGCACUGAGAGGCUGAACCAUUGCGAACAAGGGAAUUUUCUACCACAAAGUCGCAAUUAUUCUAAACCAUUCGUAUAAUUGCUUUAGGGGGUGUUUGGCUACGCAAAUCUCUCCAUGAAAAACAGGUGCAAAAGUCGAAGAUUUGCACGGGCUGGAGGACCCCAAGGGCUUAUGCAAAAGUUUCCUGAUUUACAUACAAAUUAGACUAUUAUAACAAAACAAAUGCACCACUGUUUAGCUCCUACAAAAGUUUUUUCUGUGUCGUCGUAUAUUUGUCGAUUUUUGUAGGUUCUGUCUAUAUAACUAAUUUUUAGUACUAUACUACGAUUUAGUUAGUUCUAUCCAAAUAAGUACUUAACUGAGUAAUUGUACUCCUUCUAUCUUCUCUUUCUCCUUUAACUCUUUUAAUUCUUUGACUUUUAUAUAUAUAUAUAAUAUAGCGCGAAAAAAGAAGACCUAG
Molecule: messenger RNA, 1150 nt
Organism: Hymenoscyphus albidus
Lineage: Eukaryota; Fungi; Ascomycota; Leotiomycetes; Helotiales; Helotiaceae
Source: the annotation of a GenBank genome assembly